Messenger RNA from Didymodactylos carnosus, 780 nucleotides. The record is from the annotation of a GenBank genome assembly. Lineage: Eukaryota; Metazoa; Rotifera; Eurotatoria; Philodinida; Philodinidae.
AUGGCUUCUAAUGCUGAUGAUAUUUACAGACACGUAUAUAAAUAUAAUGAUUCACAGUGUCAUAUUCGUUGGAUUGGCGUUCAUCUUGACAAGUUAAUAGUGGGUAUUGAAAGUGUGAAAUACGAAACAGACAAUACGAAUGGUGAAUGUCCAAUUGAUCGUAUCAAACAUUUUACAUGUACCAAAGGACAUGGUUUUUAUAUGAAAGCCGCCACAUUUUUUCAACGUUCAAUAGUCGUGGAUCAGAUCAUAAACAUUAAUGUAACGGAGAACAGUGGAAAUAUAUUUAAUAAAUGUAAAAUUUUACAACAUGUGUUUGAUUUAUUUAACAAAAAUGAUCAAAUUAACGGACUUGAAUUAAACACUGAUUUAAUAGAAAGUACAAACAUUAUUUGUGCGAAUAAUCUCAAACAAAUGAAUUAUUCUGCAGGUAUAUCACCAUUAUUGUUGCAUCUAAAGCGUAGGAAACAAAAAUUGUUCCCUCCUAAAACGUUAUAUGUCGAAUCGGGUUUCAAAUUAUUUGGUGGUGCUUUGCAAUAUGUUAGGACUAAGUAUGAACUAAUUGGAAUAUUAUUUUCUAAUAACAAUCAAUAUGCACGAGGCUUGUUUAAAGCUAUACUUCCAUCGAAUAUGGGUGUACGUUGGAUGUUCGCCGAUUUAGAGCGUGAAGAUUUGACAAUAGAAUCAGAAGAGAAUGAAUAUUGGAAUAGAACACAUCAGAUAUCUGCAUAUAUUGAAUAUAAUUCAAAGGUAUUGAUUUAUAAUAAAUGUAGUGAAUAG